CGCUAUCAUCAGACAGCCAUCUCUGCUUCUGCUCUAUCAACGUAUAGUGUCAUCACAGAAAAAGGAAUACUUGAAACACAUGGUUAUGAGAGAUUAUGACGUAGAAAUGAGCAACAAUGCAUCUCAUGAAUUUUCUGGUGUACAUUCCUUUGCUGAGGAAACUAUGCCAGAAGACUAUGAGAUGGAGUCUUCAUCGGAAGCCUUGACCACAGAAUUGGAAGAAGGAGAAGUAUUACAGAAUGCCGAGUUGGUAUGUGUUGAUCAAGAAGAAAUGGAUAGACUUACUGCUGAAGAAGAGGCUGCUGAAAUAGAGUUUUCUUCACCAAAUUAUGCACAACAGAAAGCCAAAAGAAAAGGGCAGGAUCUUCUGAGAUACCAUAUAGUUUCAUGUCAAGAAGAAUUGGAAGAGUUGCGUACUCAAAGUGCCAAUGAAGAUGUGUUAAUCGACCCAAAGGAUAAACUCCAUCUAGUGAAAUAUGUGAAAAUUGAAGGGAAAAUUUUGAAGCUUUGGGAAUGUGGCAUAUGUGCUAAGGAUUUCCGACACCAGUAUACACUAAUGCGUCACCUUCCAACUCAUACUGACGAACGAAAGUUUGUGUGCGAUGUUUGUGAUAAAGCAUUUCGUCAAAUGAGUACAUUAUCGCAGCACCGUGCUAUACAUUCGAACGCGCGCCCCUAUGUGUGUGAAAUUUGCCAGAAAACAUUUAACCGAGUUUCAACAUUAAUAUCGCAUCGGCGGACGCACUUGGACGAUAAACCACAUAAGUGCCACAUAUGUGGUAAAGGGUUUCAUCAGAAAGGCAAUUUGAAAAAUCACCUGUUUUCGCACACCAACGAACGGCCGUAUCGGUGUGAAAUUUGUGGUCGAGGAUUCAAUCAGAUGUCCAAUCUGGUGGUACACAAGAUGAAACUUCACGGCCAGACUAGUCCAGCUGAGGGAACGACGCGUGCAGCUCAAACCGACAAGUUUUCAUGUAAGCUGUGCAACGAAAAAUUUCCCAAGAAAGCGUUUCUCACCUUACACGAGGAGCAAACCCACAACCUGAUAAAAUCGAGGUCUUCCUCCAGUCGCAAGAAUCGUGUCCCUGUUUCAGAUAGGAAACAGGUUCAAGUAGCAGUAGCGUCCGAGUCAGUUACAUUAAAACAGCCAACUGUUACAAGGUCAAACCCAAAAGUUUUCCAAUCCAAGAACGACGAUGGAAAUACAGCGGGACUUUUGAUCGAUGCCAUUCAAACCCCUAGUAUGCAGGAGGCGAGAAAUACGAACCAAACUGCUUUCGCUCUGCUCAAAUCUAUAGAUGGAACCCCAUCUUUGGUCAAAAUUUUCGAUCUUCCAAAUAACAAACAAUUAUUGAUAUCAGCUACGUCAGAAGAUUUAGCUGAAUCUGCUCAAAAGUCAGCCCAAGUGGAUCCUUCCUGUAAACCAAGUCAAGUAAAGGUUGCAGUGGUGGCAACUGUUUCCCAGCAGAUGGACGACGACGGCCAACUAGUAGUACGGAUAGAAUCGAUUGAAGUGGACCAAAAAAUUUUGGAUUCUAUUGAAACUCCAUGUCGCCAGGAAAACGCUAUUGAAGUUUCCUCAUUCAAAGAUGCAGUUUCCAACGCUUGUGAACCUAGCGCAGAAUUAGAGAACGAACAGGUUCAUUUCGUCCGCCCUUUACCGGAUGGAGGGUUCGAGAUAGUAGCGGAAUCGGAGGCUGCCAAUUUUCUCGAGAUAGUCGAGGAGGAUAGCUCCCGUUCGGGUGAUGCCAGUAAUAGCAGCAGCCUUAUGGACUCUGCUCAAAUUAUUAUCACUCAAGAUGAGGAUGGCCACCUUAUGCUUGAAGGAACACCACUUCAAUACCUUCUGGGAGCCAACAACCAACAACAGCUGCAGUUUGUUCUAAACAACAGCAAAAGAAAAUAAUUGAACUCAAUUUAGAAUUGUAUAUUACAACUGUUCAGCAAAUUCAGCAACUGCAAGUGUACAUGGCUUUGUAGAGUUAACAAGAAACAGUUCACAAUCAUCUUCAUUCAGGUGUCUUGUCAAAUGUUCUAUUAGUUGAUGGAUGUCUCCAAUGCUCUCUGGUGCUGAUAAUUUGGAGUCCAGAUUGUAGUAAACUGAAUCAAAUUGCCUUAUGGCCA
Molecule: messenger RNA, 2124 nt
Organism: Daphnia carinata
Lineage: Eukaryota; Metazoa; Arthropoda; Branchiopoda; Diplostraca; Daphniidae
Product: transcription factor E4F1-like
Exons: 11
Coding region: 80-1906 (608 amino acids)
Biological process (GO): regulation of transcription by RNA polymerase II
Molecular function (GO): RNA polymerase II cis-regulatory region sequence-specific DNA binding; DNA-binding transcription factor activity
Source: RefSeq, a predicted model, not a curated record